AUGCUGCUCACCAUAUUACUGUAUGCUGCUGCGGUCGCCGGCGCAGCUAUCAAAUCGGCGACUGUGAAGCUCGAUGGCGCAACAGUUGUCGGGACGAGCGACGGCACCGUCACGCAGUUCCUAGGCAUCCCCUUCGCCCAACCCCCCGUCGGGAAACUGCGACUGCAGCUCCCCCAGCCCAUGCGCAGAUACAGCGGUGUCAUCAACGCGACGACGUUCGGAAACCAGUGUCUGCAGCAGACCAUCCCGCCCGCGGUGUUCCCAAAUACCACUGCGCUCCCGGCGGCGAUUACUCCUUUCAUAGCGGCCAUGGCUGUGCCCCCGCCGGUACCCCAGAGCGAGGACUGCCUGAACCUCAACAUCAUCGUCCCUGCAGGUACGAAGCCUGGGGACAAGCUCCCUGUCGCUGUUUGGAUCUUCGGAGGCGGAUUUCAGAUUGGCUCCAACGCAGUACGUCCAGGGCAAAACGUCGUAAAUCGCUCGAUCGAGAUUGGACACCCUGUCAUUUACGUCUCGAUGAACUACCGGUUGAGCGCUUUCGGCUUCUUGGGAGGGCGUGAGAUAGCGAACGCAGGCCUCGGCAAUCUUGGGCUCCAGGACCAACGCGAAUCUCUUCGUUGGAUUCAGGAGCACAUCGGUGCUUUCGGCGGCGAUCCGACGAAAGUGACAAUCUGGGGGGAGAGCGCCGGAAGCCAGUCCGUCGCAUUCCAUAUGCUCACGAACGGCGGGAACACCGAGGGCCUGUUCCGCGCAGGGUGGAUGGAGUCGGGUUCGAUCUCCCCGGCGGGCAACGUCUCGAAGAUCCAGCCCAACUUCGAUUUCAUCGCGUCCGAAACCGGCUGCGCUGACGAGAUAGACAUUCUGGAGUGCCUUCGCGAGGUCCCCGCGAGUGUCAUUCAAGCCGCCAUGGACAAGACGGCGACAUUCUUGUCCUUCCAGGCUCUCGAUACGCCAUGGAUGCCGCACGCGGACGGACUGUUCUUGGUGGAUAACCCCCAGCGCCUUUUGUUGGAAGGCAAAAUCGCCAACAUACCUUUCGUAAUCGGCUCCUGUAAAGACGAAGGGACGCUCUUCUCCCUUGCCUCGCUCAAUCUCACUACUUCAAACGAAGUGGGAGCGUACCUCAGCAGCAACUACUUUCCGAAUGCGCCGAAGGAGAAUAUCACGCGGUUGCUCGAUCUGUACCCCUCCAACCCCGCGCUUGGUUCUCCCUUUGGAACCGGGGACGCGUUCGCGUUCUCGCCCCAGUACAAACGUCUCUCAGCCUUCCAUGGCGAUUUCCUCUUCCAGGCGGCGCGUCGCCUGCUCCUCCAACAGCGCUCUGGGAAGCAAGUCAUGAGGUCGUUCCUGAGCGAGCGCAACCAAGUCACGGGAAUGGGCGCGACGCACACCACCGAACUCGCGAACGUUUUCUUCGGGGGAGACAUGACCGAUUUCCUCGUCCGCUUUGUGCACACCCUCGACCCGAACGGCGGCCAAGAGCUUCAUUGGCCCGCCUACACCGCCGAGUCGCCGCAACUUCUCCUCUUCGCCAAUGGCAAGAAGUCUCUAAAGAUCAUUCCAGACACGUUCCGGAAGGAGGCGAACGAGUUUCUGGUACAGCUGAGCUUCGAGCAGCCCGACUGAUGUUGAGCCAAUCCUGUAGUCUGGCUGCGGAUUUAUUGUGAUGUAGUAUGCGUAUGCCUCAUAUGCCCCUUGUCCCUUUGUAUCUGCUCUCUUCUCAUCCUUAGUACUUACGCCUGUU
Molecule: messenger RNA, 1744 nt
Organism: Trametes versicolor FP-101664 SS1
Lineage: Eukaryota; Fungi; Basidiomycota; Agaricomycetes; Polyporales; Polyporaceae
Product: carotenoid ester lipase
Exons: 15
Coding region: 1-1626 (541 amino acids)
Source: RefSeq, a predicted model, not a curated record